CCUCCGGUUCCGUUCUGUCCGCCAUACCAACUGCAAGCUGUUCCUCCUUCCUUCUGGUGCUGUAAAUAUUAGUGGCUGCUGCUGGUGGUGACUGAAACGCAGCCACGGCAUACACGUGUCAUGCUUGGCGUCUGGCCACCGGCACCCCUCGGAACCCCCCUCCAGCUGCUGUACCUGCAAUGUGUGACACUAUAAGGAGCGAUUCGAUCCAGUGCUCUUGUUCGACAGUAGCAUCUCACGCCGUCGUUGCUCCUUUAAUCCACCGACAACUUGGCACUGAGUCGAACAGGCUAGAUGGUUGCACGAGCGCUUUUCACUAUUCACCGCAAACAGAUCUCUAGCUGGGAUCUAGUAAACACGAGUCAGCUCUUACUUCCAAGCACUCCGUCUAGUCAACUACAAGCUGUCAGAGCAACGGCUUACCGACGAGACAGUAUAACUAGUCGGCAUUCCAAUAGAAGUAGUAAACCUAGCAGGCCUUAUUGAACCUAGCAGGCCUUAUUGACAUGCUUCGCACUCGUCGCUUCCUUCAGCGAGCGACGGGUUAAGACGAUCGUCGUUCUUAGCCUCCAAGCCGUAUGGCAGAUUCCUCCCCGGGGAUCGUCGUCUCGGGUUUACUAGCUAUAGCACUUUCGGUUCUUCUCUUUUCGGUUCUCACACACCCGGUUAACGCAGCAGACCACACGGCUAAAGCCCACGUGAUAAAGGAUCAUUCUGCUACAAGCCAGAUCACUACAGUUCCGUCGGAUCUGGAUUCGUCUCACAGUCGGCCUGUGGCUCGGUCUAUACGAACAAAGCGACUAAGGGCUGUUGCGGCACGGGAAAAGGCGUGGAGAAAUCGAGUUCCAGGGUCUGCUUCUGACUCGACUCAAAUACGGGAAUCGGCAUGGCGAAAGCGAGUUCUCACGUCCGAGAGAGAGCCACCGCUUGGGAGCUUGCGCCAUGCGUGGCAGCGAGUUCUGACGUCAGCACAGCGCAAAGCGAGCAACCCGUUCAAGCUCAAGCAACCGGAGUUGAAGAUAGAAACGGUAGACUGGUCGGUGAAGCACGCGCGGCUGGGCGGCGACCCGCUGAACGGCUUCGAUGUGUUCGUGACGGGCGUGCUCACGUUCAACGCGCUCAUCUACAACCCCAACCCGUACGGGCUCAAGAUCAACGCCAUCUACGUCCACGCGGAGUACAACGGCACAUUCCUGGGCAACUCCAAG
This is a messenger RNA of Closterium sp. NIES-67, 1208 nucleotides long. The record is from the annotation of a GenBank genome assembly. NCBI's taxonomy places the organism in Eukaryota, Viridiplantae, Streptophyta, Zygnematophyceae, Desmidiales, Closteriaceae.